Messenger RNA from Arachis duranensis, 5176 nucleotides. RefSeq names its product ABC transporter B family member 20-like. Gene Ontology annotation, cellular component: membrane. Gene Ontology annotation, molecular function: ATP binding; ABC-type transporter activity; ATP hydrolysis activity. The record is from RefSeq and is a predicted model, not a curated record. NCBI's taxonomy places the organism in Eukaryota, Viridiplantae, Streptophyta, Magnoliopsida, Fabales, Fabaceae. Gene Ontology annotation, biological process: transmembrane transport.
ACGUUUCAUUAAGCGUAUCGACGCCGGCGUUUGACCGUUAAACCUAAAAGAAGAAAAGGGAAAAAAUCCCCAAAAGAAGAAGAAGAAGAAGAAGAACGAGGAGAGAGAGAAAGAGAGAGUUCACAAUUUUCGCGUGUUAUCAUAUUUCUCCCAAAAACCGUUAUCGACGGAGCAUUCCUCCACGCACAGCCACCUGAGGAGGCUGAUAAGAAUACGGCGACGGCGGUGCCUGCAAAAGCCAGGACGACGUCGUUCGCCGGAAGAGGAGAACUAAAAAGAGAAUAUAUAAACUGAAAUAAGUUUGAAGGAUUUUUUUUUUUUUGGAUUUUCCCUUUUCCUUUGCGUGGAUCUGAGAGUUUUUGUGUUUCGGAGAGAGGCGGAUGAUGGUUUCGAGAGGAUUGUUCGGUUGGUCCCCGCCGCACGUGCAACCUCUGACGCCGGUUUCGGAGGUUUCGGAGCCGCCGGAGUCUCCGUCGCCGUACCUUGACCCGGGUGCCGAGACCUCCGCGUCGCAGCAGCAGGUGGAGGUCGAUGAGGAGAUUGAGGAGCCGGAGGAGGUCGAGCCUCCGCCGGCGGCGGUUCCUUUCUCGAGGCUCUUCGCCUGCGCUGACCGGUUCGACUGGUUCCUCAUGGCUGCUGGUUCGGUCGCCGCCGCAGCUCACGGCGCCGCCCUCGUCGUUUACCUGCACUAUUUCGCGAAGAUCAUACAUGUGCAGGUGGAACCUAAGCACGAGCUGUUUCACAGGUUCAAUGAGCUUGCUUUAACCAUUGUUUAUAUUGCCGCGGGAGUUUUUGCAGCUGGUUGGAUUGAGGUUUCUUGCUGGAUUUUGACUGGAGAACGGCAGACUGCUGUCAUAAGGUCAAAAUAUGUUCAAGUGUUACUAAAUCAAGAUAUGAGCUUUUUUGAUACUUAUGGAAAUAAUGGAGACAUUGUAAGUCAAGUAUUGAGUGAUGUGCUGCUUAUUCAGUCUGCCCUUAGUGAAAAAGUUGGAAAUUAUAUUCACAAUAUGGCUACGUUCUUCAGUGGUCUUGUCAUUGGACUCAUAAAUUGUUGGCAGAUUGCUCUGAUAACGUUAGCAACAGGUCCGUUUAUUGUUGCUGCUGGAGGAAUAUCAAAUAUAUUCCUCCACCGACUUGCAGAGAAUAUUCAAGAUGCAUAUGCUGAAGCGGCUAGCAUUGCCGAACAGGCAGUUUCGUAUGUAAGGACAUUGUAUGCAUUCACAAAUGAAACAUUGGCCAAGUAUUCCUAUGCAACAUCACUGCAAGCUACUCUUAGAUAUGGUAUAUUAAUAAGUCUUGUUCAAGGGCUUGGUCUUGGAUUUACAUAUGGGCUUGCAAUAUGUUCUUGUGCAUUGCAACUCUGGGUUGGAAGGUUCUUGGUUAUACAUGGAAAAGCACAUGGUGGUGAAAUUAUAACAGCCCUGUUUGCUGUAAUUCUAAGUGGCUUGGGAUUGAAUCAAGCAGCAACCAACUUCUACUCUUUUGAUCAGGGGAGAAUUGCUGCUUAUAGAUUAUUUGAGAUGAUAAGCCGGUCAUCCUCAUCUGAUGAUCAUGACGGCAUUACUCCUGAUUCUGUGCAAGGAAAUAUAGAGUUUCGGAAUGUUUAUUUCAGCUAUCUGUCUCGUCCUGAAAUCCCUAUCUUGAGUGGAUUUUAUCUUAGUGUACCUGCUAAGAAAGCUGUGGCUCUUGUUGGCAGAAAUGGCUCUGGGAAAAGUAGUAUUAUUCCACUAAUGGAGCGUUUCUAUGAUCCUACAUUAGGGGAAGUUCUUCUAGAUGGAGAAAACAUCAAGAACUUGAAACUUGAAUGGCUUAGGAGCCAAAUAGGACUAGUCACCCAGGAGCCUGCUUUGCUUAGUUUGAGUAUAAGAGAUAAUAUUGCUUAUGGGAGGGAUGCCACCAUGGAUCAAAUUGAAGAGGCUGCUAAAAUAGCUCAUGCACAUACAUUUAUCAGCUCAUUGGAGAAAGGUUAUUACACACAGGUUGGCAGGGCUGGUCUGGCUUUGACUGAAGAGCAAAAAAUAAAACUUUCUAUUGCUAGAGCUGUGCUUUUAAAUCCAUCGAUUCUUCUACUUGAUGAGGUUACUGGUGGUCUUGAUUUUGAGGCUGAGAGGGCUGUUCAGGGGGCUUUGGACCUACUUAUGUUGGGACGCUCAACAAUAAUAAUUGCUCGACGGCUUAGUCUCAUAAGGAAUGCUGAUUAUAUCGCUGUUAUGGAGGAAGGUCAACUUGUUGAAAUGGGUACUCAUGAUGAAUUAUUGUCCUUGGAUGGCUUAUAUGCAGAGCUUCUUCGAUGUGAAGAGGCAGCAAAACUUCCCAAGAGGAUGCCUGUUCGAAAUUACAAGGAGACUGCAGUGUUUCAAAUUGAGAAGGAUUCUUCAGCAAGUCAUAGCUUCAAAGAACCAUCAUCCCCUAAAAUGUUGAAGUCACCUUCUCUUCAAAGAGUAUCUAAUGUAUCCCGCCCUCCAGACGGAAGCUUUAACUUGCUUGAAUCUCCAAAGGCCCGGAGCCCACCACCUGAGAAGAUGGUGGAAAAUGGUCAAGCUCUUGAUGGAGCAGAUAAGGAGCCAUCAAUAAGAAGGCAGGAUAGUUUUGAGAUGAGACUUCCAGAGUUACCUAAGCUUGAUGUGCAGUCUCUGCAUCGUCAAAAAUCAAAUGGUUCUGACCCAGAAUCUCCUGUUUCUCCCCUUUUAACAUCUGAUCCCAAGAGUGAACGCUCUCAUUCGCAGACUUUUAGUAGAACGCAGAGUUACUCUGAUGAUCUUUCGGCUGAAAAGAGAAAAUUGAAGGAUACAAGGCAUCAAAAACCACCAUCACUUAGGAAGCUUGCUGAGCUUAGCUUCGCUGAGUGGCUUUAUGCUGUGUUAGGAAGCAUAGGUGCUGCUAUUUUUGGUUCUUUCAAUCCUCUUCUUGCUUAUGUGAUUGGCCUUGUGGUGACAGCUUACUAUAAUAUUGAUAAAGAUCAUCACUUACGAUGGGAGGUAAACAAGUGGUGUUUGGCCAUUGGCUGCAUGGGUAUUGUGACAGUAAUUGCCAACUUUUUACAGCAUUUCUACUUUGGUAUCAUGGGGGAGAAAAUGACAGAAAGGGUUAGGAGAAUGAUGUUCUCAGCCAUGCUUCGGAAUGAAGUUGGGUGGUUUGAUGAUGAGGAAAACAGUGCUGACAAUUUAUCCAUGCGAUUGGCCAAUGAUGCUACUUUUGUACGAGCUGCUUUUAGCAAUAGGCUGUCUAUAUUUAUUCAGGACAGUGCUGCAAUUAUUGUUGGUCUUCUAAUUGGUGCCUUGCUGCACUGGCGGUUAGCACUUGUGGCUUUUGCAACCCUUCCAAUUCUCUGUGUUGCUGCAAUUGCCCAGAAGAUGUGGCUUGCUGGAUUUUCAAGGGGCAUACAGGAAAUGCAUAGAAAGGCAUCUUUGGUUCUUGAAGAUGCAGUUAGAAACAUUUACACUGUUGUUGCAUUUUGUGCUGGUAAUAAGGUAAUGGAACUUUAUAGGCUGCAGUUGAAGAAAAUAUUUAGGAAGAGCUUUCUUCAUGGGAUGGCAAUCGGUUUUGCAUUUGGCUUUUCACAGUUCCUACUUUUUGCUUGUAAUGCCCUUCUACUUUGGUACACUGGGAGAUGUGUAAAAAAUGGUUAUGUGCAACUAUCUACUGCACUCAAGGAGUAUAUGGUUUUCUCAUUUGCGACAUUUGCGCUUGUAGAGCCUUUUGGAUUGGCUCCUUACAUCCUUAAACGACGGAAGUCUCUCAUAUCAGUGUUUGAUAUCAUAGAUCGUGUGCCUAAAAUUGAUCCUGAUGAUAGCUCAGCAUUGAAGCCACCCAAUGUACAUGGAAGAAUUGAGUUAAAAAAUGUUGAUUUCUGUUACCCAACUCGUCCAGAAGUUUUGGUAUUGAGCAAUUUUAGUCUCAAAGUCAAUGGUGGGCAAACGGUUGCUAUUGUGGGAGUUUCUGGGUCAGGAAAGAGCACUAUUAUAUCGUUGAUUGAGAGGUUUUAUGAUCCAGUUUCUGGCCAAGUGGAACCUAUUAUCUUCUCAACAACCAUAAGGGAAAACAUCAUAUAUGCGAGGCACAAUGCCAGUGAAGCUGAGAUGAAAGAGGCUGCAAGAAUAGCAAAUGCCCAUCACUUUAUUAGCAGCUUGCCUCAUGGUUAUGACACUCACGUUGGGAUGCGAGGUGUUGACUUAACUCCUGGACAAAAACAGAGAAUUGCAAUUGCGAGGGUUGUGCUGAAAAAUGCACCUAUCUUGUUGUUGGAUGAAGCAAGCUCAUCAAUUGAAUCCGAGUCAAGCCGGGUGGUGCAAGAAGCUCUAGACACACUAAUAAUGGGGAACAAGACCACCAUUUUAAUUGCGCAUAGGGCUGCAAUGAUGAGGCAUGUGGACAAUAUCGUAGUGCUUAAUGGGGGACGGAUAGUGGAGGAGGGGACUCAUGAUUCAUUGAUGGCUAAGAAUGGUCUGUAUGUCCGAUUGAUGCAACCUCAUUUUGGUAAGGCUUUGCGUCAGCAUCGGCUUGUUUAGACUGGAACAAUGUGAUGUGAGUAACUUGUGUUGCUACUAAUGUUUGGUUCUCGAGCAUAGUUUCAUUUUCUGCUUGAGGUUGAAUCCCUGGGGACUCUUGCACCUGAUGGAUUUUCCGAGAAUGUCAGGUGGAAGUUGUGGGUCGACGGCCAAAAUGGAGCUCGGGUUAGCACACAGCACUGGUAGGCAUAGGAAGAGAAUACUGUAUUAGGGAUAUAGGAUGUGUAGGAAUUAAAGAUAGGAUUUUUGGAGUUUGGUUGGUUUGUGGAUUUGGGUGGUUGGAUUCUUUUGGAAGCAUGAAACUUAGAACGAAGGUGUAAUGUAUCCAUGGUAUUGAUUUGGUUUCUCUAGAGAGAGGGUGGAAUUAACACACUAGUUCUGCUGAGGUCACUACUUUUUCACUCUCCUUAACUCAACCGUGGAUGAUGGAUGAACUUAUUGUUAACUGUAAUUUUGUUUUAUAUUUUUGAAUCUGUGAAAAUUGUAGAAAAUUGAGAAUCCAAAAGAUGUAACCUCUGUAUAUAUACAAUGAUAGUUUAGAAGGCAUUAGUUUUGCUGCUUGAAUUCAAUGUGUGUUCUUUUCAUUUUGGUUUCAAUUGUAAACACAAGCUUCAAUUGUAGAAAUACUGAAAUAGAUAAGACAGGUCAGUGCACUAAAUGUCCCAUUU